This is a messenger RNA of Anopheles arabiensis, 2496 nucleotides long. RefSeq lists its product as uncharacterized. Bases 482 to 2428 code for a protein of 648 amino acids. Gene Ontology annotation, biological process: cell differentiation. The record is from RefSeq and is a predicted model, not a curated record. NCBI's taxonomy places the organism in Eukaryota, Metazoa, Arthropoda, Insecta, Diptera, Culicidae. The transcript is spliced from 5 exons.
GGGAAUGUGGCCAUGGCUGUAUCAACGCCAUUUUAGAAAUUGUGAGAUCUGUUCUUCGACAGAAAAUGGUGAAUAAAGCGUGUUCAACUGAAAAUUAUUAGCGUGAAAAGUCUUGUUCUACCUGUUUAUCUCUGUUUAUUUGGACAUUCGUGAUAUUUUACUUCGUUGAUGAAUUAAAUUCAAUCAGGUUACUGUUGGAUGCAUACUUUCGUGGCAUUGUGCCACUUCAGUAGUUCUUGAAAAGCAACUCAAGACCAGUAGCGAAUUAAAUCUGCCUGAUGAAAUCCCUCUUAAGGAGUGAAGUAUUCCAGGAAAGGAUUCUAUAAUCAACAUACCAUUUGUAAUAGACAUUACUUUGCGGCGACAACUGUGAAGGUGAUGCUGGUAAUUUGCUACAACGGAAUACAGAACAGAGUAAACACUACCUACAUAAACAACUAAACAAAAAGUAGUUUUUUGCUGAUGAAGAUUUACUGACAGUAUGAGCACCUUGGGGGGAUCUAGGGGAGAGCGUAAUGCCAAACCCAAAUUCGCAGCAUUAGACAUUAAUAAGCUGUACAUAACCAGCCGUGGAGAAUCGUUUGAGCCAUCGACACAAAAAAGUACUGCUCCUCGCAAGCAUGGCAUGCAAAGUUUGGGAAAGGUUCCCACGGCCCGUCGUCCACCAGCAAACCUUCCAUCUUUAAAAGCAGAAGUAGGAAAUCCCGGCGAACAGUCUGGCAGCUGGACUAACGAACUUAACGAAGGACAAUACGUCAGCCAGAGUCCAAAUCAUUCAACGGAAGAAGUCAACAAAAUACCAAAUUUAUCUAUUUCUAAAAAUUCGACUCAACGCCACACUUCGUCUCCUAAUAUUUCAAAACCGGGCGAAUUAUCAUGGAACACGAACGAGUUCCCUUCAUUGGACGGCACUGGUUCGUAUGGGGGGGGAACAACAAAAUCUCAACUAUUCCAAGAACAUUAUUCCGGAACUUCUCAAACCAAUCAUCAAGCCGACAUUCGUUCACAAUUGAAAGCACCUUGCGGCCAAGGAACCAGUAUUGCAACGGAGGAUUUAGAUGGUGGUGGAAACUUCCUAGGUGGUUUGAACAGUUGUCAGGUCACAGCGGGAUCGUCUCAAUCGUCUCCUCUGCCCCCCCAGUUCAGAGCUCUUUUGCCACCCUUUAUGCAACGAGGGAGCGAAAGCGUUUUGUUAGGAAACGAAAACGAAGGAGGCUCCUUGUCGCCAAUACCUUCACAAACUUCAAUUUUUUCUACGAUACCAGGAAUGUGCAACGAUUCCAAAAACAGCAGUACUGCCCAUAAUGUGACCACCAAUUACAAUACGGACAACAGAAAAAUGAACAGCAAUGGUGGCAACAACUGCAGCAGCAGCAGCCAUAAAUCCAACAAUAAUGGAGAAAAGAUUAGCAACGUUGCGGUGAAUACCGGAACAAAUGUAACUAUAAUAUCCAGUCAGUUUUCGAAGACACAAUCUUCAAGCUUAUCGACUCAUUCGCAGCAACAACAACUAAAUAACCGUAUUGGUGGAGGAAACUCUUAUUCUUCAAUUCCUUCAACCAGAAGCGGGCGUGUUGUUAGGGGAGGAAAUGGUGGGAGCAACAAUACAUCGAGUGAAGGAGGUAAUGACAAAACUGGUGGAAUCGCCUAUGAUAAUAGUUAUCAGAAUGCAAAUCGACGAGGGGGUUCCAAUCAUCUUCCGCGUUAUGCCAACCGUGGAACUUCAGGUGGUGGUGUUGGUAAUUAUAAUAAUACUAUCGGUAAUUUGCGUAGUAAUGGAGGGAAUGUGAUUGGUUCAGGUGAAGUUGGUAGCCCGAGCGGAUUCAAUGAUGAAAAUCGCAAUUCACAUCCACCAUAUGGAUCAAGUGUUUUAGCAGAGCAAGAAGUUGUAGUGCGACCUAUCAUACGAGAUGAAGAAUUGCAAAGAUUAGAAGCAAUUGCAAAGGACGAAGGAUGGGCUAAAGAUUCUGAAUUUGAUUAUAAUCAAAAAUUAGAAUUUUCUGAUGAUGAAUCAGAGUUAAAUCAAGUACCAACUGCUAUGAAAGUAAAGGAUAUGGCUACAGAUAUAAAUAUAAUAUCAGUUAAAGCAGAAAAGGAGCAGCAAGAACAUGAAAUAUUUGAUAAAUCUGAUCGUACUCUGGAUGUAAGUGUAGCGCAUAGAGAAAGAGAUCCAAAUCAAGACUCUAUGCAAAUAAAUUGUAGCAGCGGUGUGCGUAGUUUAGUUGGAGAAGGCAGUGCAAUCAAUGUAAACAUGACGGCAGGGGGAUUGGAUGCAGCAGAAGCAAAAGAGCGCUUAAAACAACGCCAGGAAGAGGACCUUAAACGUGAUAUUGAACGUAAACUGGCUGCCGCUAGAAAGUUACAGGAACUGGAAGAAAAGCUUAGCAGAAAAAACAGAGGAAUCAAUAGAUGCAAAAGCAGGCAAUAAUGAUAUUAGCAAAAGUGGUAAUAUUGCCUCGACUAUCAAUAUCUCUACAACGUUAGGAAACAAACUGG